AUGAAUCUGCUUUGGCACAUGUUAAAAAAGAGAACAAUAACAACAAUAGAUCACCCACAUUCUUACAUAGGCUAUGCUACUUUAAAGAGAUUUUUCCCUGCCAUUUUAACAUUAAGGGGAUUCCUUUUCAAAUGGGUCCUUAAUUGUGUUAUGGAAUGGAAACAAAAAUUAAUGAUGAAGAUAAUUGCAAAAAAACAAUAA
Molecule: messenger RNA, 201 nt
Organism: Clunio marinus
Lineage: Eukaryota; Metazoa; Arthropoda; Insecta; Diptera; Chironomidae
Source: the annotation of a GenBank genome assembly